AGGAAAGCCGUAAUUCCUAAGGUCGUGUUUGGGAAAGGCUUCGAGUUGGGUAAAAUCGUAGAGAGAGAUGUCAGGGGCACAAGGAGCGCUGCCGCCGGAGUCGAAGACGGCGACGACGUACGAGUCAGUGGAAGGAGGCGAGAACAAGACGAAGGUCGAUAUACGUUCCAGGGAGGACGAGGGCGGCAUCCAGAUCGACAAGCUUCAGGACAAAGUUCCCGACGCCGCCGGCGAGGGUGGCCCGGUUUUCGGCGCCGGUAAAGAUGAAGAUGACAAGCAAGAUCUUGGCGUCACCGGUACUGCCUGAUCAAAAGAUAUGUGAACGUUAUCAUGAAUCAAUCCAUAGAGAGAGGAAGAGAUUACAGGCGUGAUUUGAGCAGUCUGGUUCAUCUAAUUAAUUGCAUUGUAAUCUCAAUAUGAAAAUCAAUCCACUAUAUAUGCUGUGAUACUAUGUUUUAGAGAUAUAAUUAGGUAUUAUAUAUGUUGUAACUUAUAAUAUGAUAUUUUACCAGAAA
This is a messenger RNA of Diospyros lotus (date-plum), 515 nucleotides long. RefSeq lists its product as uncharacterized. Lineage: Eukaryota; Viridiplantae; Streptophyta; Magnoliopsida; Ericales; Ebenaceae. The transcript has a single exon. The coding region runs from base 68 to 307 and encodes 79 amino acids. The record is from RefSeq and is a predicted model, not a curated record.